Molecule: messenger RNA, 3026 nt
Organism: Sinocyclocheilus rhinocerous
Lineage: Eukaryota; Metazoa; Chordata; Actinopteri; Cypriniformes; Cyprinidae
Product: procollagen galactosyltransferase 2-like
Exons: 13
Coding region: 35-1966 (643 amino acids)
Molecular function (GO): procollagen galactosyltransferase activity
Source: RefSeq, a predicted model, not a curated record
UUAUUUUUGCAUAUUUGCAGGCAGCAUUGUCUAUAUGGCCAGCUUGUUGCUUCAGGGGCUGUUACGCCUCCCAUUCACUCACACACCCCGUUCAGGCUGUGACAGCGGUGUCCAUCAGGCAGAGAUGCCGGCUGAGGGAUUCGUGAUGGUGGCUGUGAUUUGCGCUCUGAUGGCGCAAAACUGCCGUGGGGAGCUUGUGGCUCACGUGCAGGACCUGAAUCCCGUGCCUGAAUCCUCGCUGCUUAAGCCCAAAGUCAUGAUCGCGAUUCUGGCUCGGAACUCGGCGCACAGCCUGCCGUACUACCUGGGCUGCAUCGACCGCCUGGACUACCCGAAGGACCGGAUUGCGAUAUGGGCUGCAACGGACCAUAAUGUGGACAACACCACAGCCAUGCUGAGAGAAUGGCUGAAGAACAGGCAGAGCAGAUACCAUUACGUGGAGUGGAGGCCCAUGGAGGAGCCACGGUCAUACAUGGAUGAGUGGGGGCCGAAACACUGGGCUCCAUCUCGUUUCAAUCAUGUAAUGAAGCUCAGGCAGGCGGCAAUGAAGGCUGCACGAGAGCGCUGGGCUGAUUAUAUACUGUUUGUUGACAGUGAUAACCUCCUGACCAACCCACGGGUGCUGGAUCUCAUGAUGGCAGAGAAUUUCACACUGGUGGCGCCCAUGUUGGAUUCCCGAUCCCUCUACUCAAACUUCUGGUGUGGCAUCACACCUCAGGGUUAUUACAAGCGCACCCCAGACUACCAGCCUAUCCGUGAGUGGAAGCGUUUGGGCUGUUUCUCGGUUCCCAUGGUGCACUCAACAUUCCUGUUGGAUCUGAGACGUAGUGCCACUCUCGACAUGGCUUUCCACCCACCUCACCCUGACUACAGCUGGGCGUUUGAUGACAUCAUGGUCUUUGCAUUCUCCGCGCGACAAGCUGGUGUUCAGAUGUAUGUGUGUAACAGAGAACAUUACGGUUUUCUGCCUGUACCUCUGAAGGCCCAGCAGAGUGUAGAAGAAGAGGAGGAGAGUUUCACACACACCAUCACUGAGGCCAUAAUUGAUCAUAACAUAAAACCCUCUGAGUUUCUCUUCACUCCACCCAAACCCCAGGACAAGAUGGGCUUUGACGAGAUCUUUCUGAUUAAUCUGAAGCGGAGGUUGGACCGGAGGGAACGGAUGUUGAACACAAUGGCGGCGCUGGGUCUUGAGGCUACGCUGGCUGAUGCUGUAGAUGGGAAGGCUCUGAAUACAUCUCACCUUCAAGCUCUAGGUAUAGAAAUGAUGCCUGGAUAUAAAGAUCCAUAUUCUGGUAGGGUGCUGACGCGUGGAGAGAUUGGCUGUUUCCUCAGCCACCACUUCACCUGGAAACAGGUGGUGGAGAGAGGUCUGCAGCAUGUGCUGGUGUUGGAGGAUGACGUGAGGUUUGAGCCUCGAUUUAAAAGGAGGUUACAGACCAUCAUGGAGGACGUUGAAAAAGCUCAGCUGAACUGGGACCUCAUAUAUGUGGGCCGUAAGCGGAUGCAAGUAGCACAGCCAGAGGUGUCUGUAGAGGGUGUUGAUAAUCUGGUGGAGGCUGAUUACUCAUAUUGGACUCUAGGUUAUGCCCUUUCACAGCAGGGGGCCAAGAAACUCCUCGCUGCUCAGCCGUUCGGCAAGAUGCUCCCUGUGGAUGAGUUCCUGCCAGUCAUGUUCAACAAACACCCAAAUGCGGCAUACAUGUCUCACUUUGAUCCCAGAGAUUUGCGUGCUUUCUCUGUUGAGCCGCUGCUGUUGUACCCAACACACUAUACGGGUGAGCAAGGUUACUUCAGCGACACAGAGACCUCCUCUAUUUGGGAUGACGAGGCCAUCAGCACAGACUGGGACAGACAGUAUGCUAAAAAAACUGCUCAGCAGGCACAAAUUUGCUCCGUCGCUCAAAACAGCGUCACCGGGGACACACCACUGCCUGCAUCCCGAGCCUCGCGAGACGAACUCUGAGUCCUCGACAUGUUCUCAAACUACACAACUGAAUGACAACACACACUGACUCCUAGACAGCUCAUUCCUCAAUGUCCAGCAGUCCCCUCCUCCUUGGUGACACUUCAGCCAAUAGCAUGACAGCUGGCUGGGAUGCUUGAACACCAUUGGCUGGCUGGUUGAUUUUGCACAAAGAUACACAAGCUCUUUUUAUUUCCACUUUAUUUAUUUCAUCAUGUCUUCCAGAGACAUUGAGGGACCAAACUGUCCCUGGUGGACACUUCAAAGUGUUUGAAGGAAGAAGACACUGCGGAAGGACUGGACGGAGGAACAUAGACAUGUGGGAGUUAGAUUUGGGUUUGUUAGUGGAUGAACAGAUGACAGACUAAUCUUUAUUUUAACGUUUUCUUUUAUUUUGUAAUGUAAAAACAGAUAUGGUUUAUGUACUGAAUAAAACACUCCUACAGCCUGUCCACAUAUCUACUGUAUAUUAUCAGGAAGGAAAUUAUAUUUUAAGUUGAAAUAUUUUAAUAGCAUCACAAAAUCACUUUUCAAUGUUAUUCAGGUGUCAAAUAUAUAUUAGAACCAUAAAUUAAGAGCAUUAAUUACAUACUUUUGUGGGGAGGUUGUUCGAAUCUGCUCUGUUUUCACAUAAUUCAGUUGUAUUGGAUUUAAAACUCUAAAAUGCAUUAAAUUGUCUUAAAAAGAGAACAUGUGACCUUUGACACAUUCACUGGUCAUUAAGUAUGUUUUUUUAUGAAUAAGCGCAGCUUUACUCAAUCUAGUUCAAAGUGUGUGUGAGACAAAAGGUGUUUCUGUGUUAUUGUGAAUAUCAUAUUGUCAUUAAUUCCUUUCAGAAUAUUCCAAGAGGCUCAUGUAUCUUAAAAAAGUGUAUGAUUCUACUGGGCAUUAUGUCAACUAUCAUAAUUUGGAAUGGCUGGAUGCAAACGCCCUCACUUUUUUCAAACACACUCCUAUUUUUCCACUUAACAGGCUGGCUCCUGUUCUCUGACAGUAGAGUUCAUUACCUUCUUUGAUGUCUGAAGAUGUCAUGGUGCUGGUGGUGGGCUGAUUCAAUAAA